This is a messenger RNA of Papilio polytes (common Mormon), 735 nucleotides long. RefSeq names its product lipopolysaccharide-induced tumor necrosis factor-alpha factor homolog. The transcript has 2 exons. Lineage: Eukaryota; Metazoa; Arthropoda; Insecta; Lepidoptera; Papilionidae. Bases 331 to 552 code for a protein of 73 amino acids. Gene Ontology annotation, molecular function: zinc ion binding. The record is from RefSeq and is a predicted model, not a curated record.
UUAAAAUAAAUUCCAGCUAAGAACGAGACUAGUGUGUAUAAUGGGACGGAUACUUUUCAACAUCCGACCGCCCCCCCGCCAUACCCUGGGCUUCCGAACCCUGAGCCACCAAACCCGGGACCAACGUACCCUGCCCCACAGAACAAUGCACAAUACCCUGGGUCACAGAACCCUGGACCACAGUACCCCGGGCCACAGAACCCUGGACCACAGUACCCCGGGCUACAGAACCCUGGGUCACAGUACCCUCAUGUGGUACAAGGGCCAAAUCUGGUACACGUGCAGCCUGUGAUACCGACUGUUGUGCCUACCGUCGUGGUGGGACAUCGAAUGGGACCCAACUCAACGGCCUAUGUAUGUAAAUCCUGCAGCCAUCAGAUUGUUACUCGCGUUGAACGUAACGCAUCGCUAAGGACUCACUUGGUGGCAUUGUUUCUGUGUUUUAUCGGAUGUUGGCCGUUUGCUUGUUUGCCGUAUUGCAUGGAUUCCUGUAACAAUGCCGAUCACUAUUGUACCAACUGUGGCGCUUAUAUUGGAUCAUACACAGGCUGAAAGAAACCCGGCUCAAAAACCAUGUAAUGUAACAGUGGUUCGGAAUUAUGAAUAUUUAUUUGGUGUAUUUUAAGGUUAAAUUAAUAUACUUUUGCCGUUAUUUAACGCAGAACUUAAAACAUAUUUUAUGCCUAAAGUUACAUUUAAUUAAUUCAUUUAAAAUGAUGUGAGAGAUAUUGUGUA